GAGAUCACCGCUGGCGCACAUGGCGUAUACAUUAAGAGUGUUUGUAUAUAAGAGUGGCUGCCUGUUAAGGGUAUUGUUCUGCAAACAUAGCCAUAUAUAAUCCUUUUCCAAUAAUUGAGACUUUAGUCCUCCUACUACAGCAAACACGAUUACAUACUGCUUUGAAUAAAACACAAAUCUCAAGACGCCAAGAUGACGGACCAGGGCAAACAACAGUCCAAGACGUACAAGCAGCAAGCAGGAGAGUACUACAACCAAAAGUACGAAACAUGGAUGCCGUGGAUCGAGGACCAGUACCUCAAGUGGUUUACCAAAGAUAACAAAGCAUCCUAUGCUACCAAGCAGAACCUCGACAAAACCAAAGUCACAGGCGUAGACCAAGUCGAUAACCUCCAGGAUGGCGUGAACAAUCUUGUUGGCGGUCAAGUAGGAAAAGGCGGUCUCGCCCAACCUAUUGGCGAUGCAGUCUCAAAGGAGGGCAUCAACCGUGCUGAACGCGGUGGCAAGGAUGAACAAGGAAGGCCGAUUGAAGGUCAGGGACCGUUUGGAGGUUACGGACAGAGCGCUGCAGACGGUGUCAAAGGUGGCGCUAGUAGCGUUACUGAGGGAGCGAAAAGUGCUGGCGGAUGGGCUGGGGGUAUGCUUGGUGGAGGAAAGAAAGAGGAGCAGAAGAAAUAGAGGCGAGGGGAUAGCGGUGACGGCAAUGAUAUGAUACCACAUUUUCGC
Molecule: messenger RNA, 726 nt
Organism: Pyrenophora tritici-repentis Pt-1C-BFP
Lineage: Eukaryota; Fungi; Ascomycota; Dothideomycetes; Pleosporales; Pleosporaceae
Product: DUF3729 domain containing protein
Source: RefSeq, a predicted model, not a curated record